Molecule: messenger RNA, 382 nt
Organism: Lottia gigantea (owl limpet)
Lineage: Eukaryota; Metazoa; Mollusca; Gastropoda; Lottiidae
Exons: 3
Source: RefSeq, a predicted model, not a curated record
GACCUACAGUAUCGAGAUCAGUAACAACUGUUAGUAAUUCUGAUAAAGCCAGGAGAGCUGAAGAACAGAUGUUAAAAGAUUUAGAAAAUGGAACAUUUACACACAUGCCUAAUGUCAAGGAAGGUAUGAAGAGACUGACAGCCAUGAGAGUGACCAAAUCUACAUCACUACCAAAAGUAUCUAACAGUAUGUCUCCAGGGGAGGGACUACCAGAAUCACCAGGGAGACAAGCUAGUCAUGCUGGAGAUACUGUACGAUGUUCGUUAGAAGAUGGCCGAAAUCUAAUCAUAUCACCAAGGUUGCCAGGUAAUUGUAAACCAAUGCGUCACAGUACCUCCUCCUCUAUUGAAGAUCUAGAACUUUGUGUUACCAAUAAUAAUCG